GAGUCGUUGUCUAAGAGCUGGAAGUGUACGAAUGAGAAACUGAGAAGACCUGAAGAGGGUACUUGGUGGAGGGUGGCCUGCCUCAAGAAGCUGUGAGGCCUUACUGAGAGUUGUUUCAACAGUACUAGAGGUCCUCUAGGGUGAACAAGCAUGAAUCCCAUAUGGAAAGUGUACAAGAGCAAAGUGAUGAAGACCCUGAACCCGGACCUAGAGGAGUACACGGAGGAAGAGGUAGAGAACAAAAAGCCUAUCUUUCAUCUGCAGCUUUCCCCUGCAGAUUUCUUGCUCUCCCUGAUUCGAGUUUGUGUUCCUCAAAUUCAAGUUUGUGUUCCCAGGUGUGUGCACUGAUGUCAGAUCAGGUAAAGAGAUAGCAAGCAAGUAAGUGUGCUGAUCUAGGAUCAAGUCCCCACCCCCACUAAUGUAAUAUUAUUCACUGUGAUCUAAAAGGUACAACUGAUCCUAAAUCAGCACUCCUACUCUAAGACGCUUGAUACACACGACCGCUCAUUUAGGAUUGCGGUGGGUUCUCACAGCGACAUAUCUGUUGGUUUGCUUUUUCAUUGUUGUUGAAGUUUGACUUAUAUCAUUUUGUUCCACUCACAAAGGCUUAUUUCUGCUGGAACUUUGAGGAAACUGCAGAGCAGUUCCUCUUGUGCUUUGUUAUAGUUUUGGCCAAAACAUGCUAAUUACUGUGUCAUAGGCUUUCAAUGUCAAAAUCGAAACCCAAAUCAUUGCUACACUGCAUUCGGAAAGUAUUCAGACCCCUUGACCUUUUCCAUAUUUUGUUACUUUACAGCCUUAUUCUAAAAUGGAUUUAAAAGUUUUCCUUCCUCAUCAAUCUACACACAAUACCUCAUAAUGACAAAGCAAAAAUUUUAUUUUUAAAACAAUUUAUAAAAAAUACAAAACUGAAACAUUUACUCAGACCCUUUACUCAGUACUUUGCUGAAGCACCUUUGGCAGCGAUUACAGCCUAGAGUCUUCUUGGGUAUGACGCUACAAGCUUGGCACACCUGUAUUUGGGGAGUUUCUCCCAUUCUUCUCUGCAGAUCCUCUCAAGCUCUGUCAGGUUGGAUGGGGAGCGUCACUGCACAGCUAUUUUCAGGUCUCUCCAGAGAUGUUCGAUCGGGUUCAAGUCUGGGCUCUGGCUGGGCCACUCAAGUACAUUCAAAGACUAGUCCCGAAGCCACUCCUGUGUUGUCUUGGCUGUGAGCUUAGGGUCGUUGUCUUGUUGGAAGGAGAACCUUUGUCCCAGUCUGAGGUCCUGAGCACUCUGGAGCAGGUUUUCAUCAAGGAUCUCUCUGUACUUUGCUCCGUUCAUCUUUCCCUCAAUCCUGACUAGUCUCCCAGUCCCUGCCACUGAAAAACAUCCUCACAGCAUGAUGCUGCCACCACCAUGCUUCGCUGUAGGGAUGGUGCCAGGUUUCCUCCAGACAUGACACUUGGCAUUCAGGCCAAAGGGUUCAAUCUUGUUUUCAUCAGACCAGAGAAUCAUGUUUCUCAUUGGUCUGAGAGUCUUCAGGUGCCUUUUGGCAAAUUCCAAGCAGGCUAGAAUGUGCCUUUUACUGAGGAGUGGCUUCCGUCUGGCCACACUACCAUAAAGGCCUGAUUGGUGGAGUGCUGCAGAGAUGGUUGUCCUUCUGGAAUGUUCUCCCAUCUCCACAGAGGAACUCUGGAGUUCUGUCAGAGUGACCAUCGGGUUCUUGAUCACCUCCCUGACCAAGGCCCUUCUCCCCCAAUUGCUCAGUUUGGCCGGGCGGCCAGCUCUAGGAAGAGUCUUGAUGGUUCCAAACUUCUUCCAUUUAAGAAUGAUGGAGGCCACUGUGUUCUUGGGGACCUUCAAUACUGCAGACAUUUUUUGGUACCCUUCCUCAGAUAUGUGCUUCGACACAAUCCUGUCUCGGAGCUCUGCGGACAAUUCCUUCAACCUCAUGGCUUGGUUUUUGUUCUGACAUGCACUGUCAACUGUGGGACCUUAUAUAGACAGGUGUGUGCCUUUCCAAAUCAUGUCCAAUCAAUUGAAUUUACCACAGGUGGAACUCCAAUCAAGUUGUAGAAACAUCUCAAGGAUGAUCAAUGGAAACAGGAUGCACCUGAGCUCAAUUUCGAGUCUCAUAGCAAAGGGUCUGAAUAGUUAUUUAAAUGAGGUAUUUCUGUUUUCAUUUUAAAAACAUUUGCAAAAAUUUCUACAAACCUUUUUUGGCUUCAUCAUUAUGGGGCAUUGUGUGUAGAUUGAUGAUGAUUUUUAUUUAUUUAAUCAAUUUUAGAAUAAGGCUGUAACAUAACCAAAUGUAGAAAAAGUCAAGGGGUCUGAAUACUUUCUAAAUGCACUAGCUACUGGUUUAUUCAUAUGAACUUUCACCCCACCCUCAUUCUGUAACCUAUGUUAGCUAAUAUGAUGGACAUACUAUCAGUGAUACCCGAUAUUGAAGGGUUUAAAAAUUCCAAAGGGCUUUCGAUGAUUGAGUUCUCAGGAUUUUUCCUUGUCUCUUGACACCCAUCGGGUGUCUAGGAUUGAUACGGACUGUAGGAACAAGGAUGACCCAGUUCUUCGGAACGUCUGGAAACCUGAUCCCGAACUGGAGCUGCAUACACAGAUUAGAUGGCAUUCCAGUGACAGGGGAUGAGACGGAUACAAACAGAUAGCCAAGCCCUGUAUUGAAGUCUCAGAGUAGGAGUGCUGAUCUAGGAUCAGUUUUGCCUAUUAGAUAAUAAUGACUAAUAUUAUAUGAAUGGGGGGGGGGGGGGGGGGGGGGGGGGGCUAUGUGAAGGAUACUGCAUUAGAAUGAUGUGUGAAUACAUAGUUCUUUGAGCUUUGGGGACUUUAGCUGUCAUCGUUCUUACUGUAUGUCUGAGAAAAGCAAAGUAUAUUUACCCUCUUGGAAAUUACCUCUGUGGCAUCUUUUUUUUAUUCUUCAAGUGGAUACAGAAAUAAAGUAGGCUGUAUAUUCUCCCUCAGUUUAUUAUCUUUGGCAUAAUGGAUUAAAAUGAAUCCACAGGGAUAACUCAGAUAUUACUUCUUCAAUACAGGAAAUGAUGUUGCUACAAAUGAGGAUUUUGCUGUUGAUGUGGAUUAUGUGUUACAUUUGGGACACUGUUCCAGCAUUUUCAAUGACAGACUUUUCCUUGACAUUUUCUGUGUAUUUCUUUUUCUGGAAAGUCCUUGUAGCAUCUGUAUUAACCCACUAGAGGGCAAUCACUACCAAUAAAUUAAACGCACUGUAAAGCAAGGUAGCAGAUCACAGCCUGUGUUUUUACUCAGCGCUCAGUACUUCACUAUCAACACUGCUGUGGCUGACAAUAUAAAUGUGUGAUGAUCAUUGCUGGGCUUGUGUUCCCAGGUCAAUAAUGCAGAGAUUGACAUGAGUCCUGUCCAGGAGGAUGAGGGGCCCAAUGCAGUGUCUCAGCUGGCCAAGAGAGUAAGCACACACACACACACACACACACACACACACACGGCAUGGAACUUAAUACAGACUUUACACCUUCAUCUUACAUUAAUCUUACAAAUUCCGAAGGAUUGGCAUUGGACACUGUGUGUGUGUGUUUAGAUGCAGGGUGCCGGGGCUAAAGGCUGGAACAGGAUGUCAGCGCUCUUCAACAAAGAGGACGAGCACCAGCUAUUGGAGGAGACUGAGAGCCCGCCUGUCCCUGACCAGUCAGUGGGACUCUACUCUUCUACACAGCUCUCUAUCCCCCCCUCCUCUUCCUCCUCCUCCUGAACAUGGAAAUAUUAGCCAUGUCUGAUGAACUAAUGCUCAAUUAAAUAAAUAAAUCAUGUAAUUUAUAUUCAUUGAGUUAAACAUAUAAUGAUACACAAAAUGACGAUCCCACUCUCUCCCUUGUAUCCCCAGUCCACUAGCUGUGAUGCCUGAGGAGCCGCAGAGACCGGCCAGACCCUCAGGAUUCUGGGGUAGCUUCGCCACCAACUGGAAACAAAUGGCCGCCUCUAAACAAGCUGAAGCCGCAGCAAACGAGGCGGGCACGAUGGAGGAGGGUCAGGAGGCGGUGGGGGAGGGAGGUGGCGAGGGAGGAGGGGGGGAGAGUUACCAGGGGGAGAGCGCGGAGGGAGAGCAGAUUCAAGACGGAGGAGGAGGGAGCAACACCAGCUUCUCCAAAUACGCCAUGCUGGGAGGAGGGAGCGAGAACACGCCCUUCAAGUGGAACUUUGUCACAGGCAAGCUGGCUGAGUUGAAGACCAAGAGCAUGGCUGGCCAACAAGACUAACAAGCCAGUUGUAUGGGGGUGGGAUGGGGUCUGGGACAGGGGUUGAGCCUGGUCCCAGAUCGUUUUAUGCUGUCUUGCCAACAUUGCAUAGCAGUGACCAUAGGAGUUGGCAAGACAGCGCAAACAGAUCUGGGAACAGGCUACUCGUAACCCACUAUCAUCUUCAUUCUACUUGCUCUGGUGUAGAUUGUAACCUCCACAUCAACACCAGUAGCAAGGAUGGCAGUCUGUUGCUGCUGUAGCCAACUUGUUGUCGCUUUGCAAGUUGGUGAUAAAGCAGUUGGUUUAAGCAGAAACAGACUGGCAUUCAGGCUAACCUGAGCCACAACAUCAGAUGAUUCCUAAUCCCAAAAUCGACUUUUCAGAUCUAAGGGAGUGUAUAGGGAGUAGGGACUAGGGGUCGAUUUGGAAUUUAGCACUCAUCUCCCUUUCCAUACCUUCUCCAUAGUGUUGAACUGUACAGCAUUUGAAGCACAGUGGCACCCAUAGAUGGCAUUUAGUUCAUGUCAUAGGACUCGUACCUGAAAAUGACACCAACAAACAGGCUGGAUUAGAUCAGUCAACCAACAAUACCAGAUUAAGAGAUUACAGAUUACACACAGAGAGGGAUAGUGAGAUUAGGUGUUGGAUUAUGGCACACAUUUGGAAAGGGAUUUCAUAGCUGAUGAGAUGAUAAGAUUUUGCUUUUGCUGUAAACCAUUUUGCAAUGUAUAUAGGAAAUAUCUAAUAUUUUCUUGUGAAAUUAAGAAUGGGGGAAAUAGGAUGUACAAAAUUUGAAUGUUUGUGAUUACAUGGCCUUUCAGGACAUAAUAUUUGGCUAACUGUUCUGGGUGACUGGAGGUGAUGGUUUGAGUGUCUUGGGUUUAACUUAUUUUGGCAUGAGACUGGUAACUUGUUACAAAGCAUAAUUGCAGUGUGACUCUGCUGCAUCCCUUUUGUGACACUUGUCUGUAAGAAAGUCAUGUGUCCAUAUUGUUAUUCUGUCUGUCUAGCCUGUUUUCCAAUACGCUUUUCAAAUGUUUUGUUCUGAUGUGUUGCUACCUCUUGUGCACCAAUAAAGACUAUUGCACUAGUAAUUCACCAUCAAGAAUGACAGGUCAAUGAGGCAAAGCACAUGUAAGGGCGUAGGUCUGACUUCAACAUUGGGGUGGGACAAUAUCGCCUCUUUUUUAAUAUUGACCUUGUAAGAUACAUGCUUGCAUGUGAGCCCAAAGCACAUAAGAGCCAAUAGACACGUGAGAACAUGACAGAGGACAUAGACAAAUGACAGCCAGGCCUUUCUCACAAUAGCUCACUACAGGAGGAGGGGAUAUACAGCUGGGGGAGUCAUUAACUUACAUGUGAACUCCUAUACGUGCUGAGACCACAUGAGGUCUAUGGGAGUAGUGUGGGAAGAUCUAAGACACCCCUUGAGCCUUGUUGUCAUGUGUACAUGUCUGUGUGAGCCUGGUCAUGCUGUGCAUCUGUCUGUCUGUGAUCAUGGCCUGGUUACUAUGGCAUGGGUCCAACUGUUGUCUCAUACCUCUCACCCUCAGGGUCAGUGAAGUCACAACCUUUCUUGUUUUUGGACAGAAGAUAAGUGGGGAUAUGAGAGGAGAGCAGGGGUUAGUUUGAAGAGUUUACAAGGUUGUGCUUUAGAGGGAAGUCUUCUACAGUCAACAGCAGGGGGUGAUAUUUGCCAAGUCAUGGGUCAACUUCACAGUGAGUAUGGUACUACUGGAAAGUACUCUGGAUGGCUCUCACUUGCAGUCAUCUGUUAUAUAACAGUAUAGCUCUCAAUUAUCAAUCAAUCAAUCACAUUUUAUUUAUAAAGCCCUUUUUACACCAGCAGAUGUCACAAAGUGCUAUACAGAAACCCAGCCUAAAACCCCAAACAGCAAGCAAUGCAGAUGUAGAAGCACGGUGGCUAGGAAAAACUCCCUAGAAAGGCAGAAACCUAGGAAGAAACCUAGAUAGGAACCAGGUUCUGACGGGUGGCCAGUCCCCUUCCGGCUGUGCCGGGUGGAGAUUAUAACAGUACAUGGCCAUUAAGGCCAGAUUUUUCUCCAAGAUGUUCAAACAUUCAUAGAUGACCAGCAGGGACAAAUAAUAAUCACAGUGGUUGUAGAGGUUGCAACAGGUCAGUACAUCAGGAGUAAAUUACACUUGGCUUUUCAUAGCCGGGCAUUUAGAGGUUGAAAUAGCAGGUGUGGUAGAGAGAGAGAGUUGAAAACAGCAGAUCUGGGACAAGGUAGCACGCCCAGUGAACAGCUCAGGGUUCCAUAGCCGCAGGCAGAAGAGUGGAAACAGGAGUAGCAGCACGACCAGGUGGACUGGGGACAGCAAGGAGUCAUCAGGCCAGGUAGUCCUGAGGCAUGGUUCUAGGGCUCAGGUCCUCCGGGAUGGGAGGGAGAGAGGGAGAGAAUUAGAGGGAGCAUACUUAAAUUCACACAGGACACCGGAUAAGUCAGGAGAAUAACACCAGAUAUAACAGACUGACCCUAGCCCCCCGGCACAUAGACAAUUGCAGCAUACAACACACAAUUCAGUCCCAUUCAAAUUACUCUUUAUUUAAUGUCAUAUAAGUUCUCUCUCUCUAUCACACAUACGCACACACUGUCUUGUAUAACUAACCUUGUGGGACACACAAUUUAGUCCCAUUCAAAUUCCUAUUUUCGCUAACCCCUAACCCUAACCCUAAACCUCACCUUAACCCUAACCCUAACCUUAACCCGAAAACCUAACCUUAACCCUAAACCUAACGCUAGCUCCUAACCCUAACCCCUAAUAUUUACAUAUAGCCAGAAUACAUACAGGCCUGCCCAUGCUUCCUAUCGGUAACUUCCUCCCAGAUGGACAGCUUUAUUGUCAUUUACAGCAGACAGACAGACAGACUACAGUACCUCUCCCUUCCUCUCUCUGUCAGUUCCUUUCCCCCUUUUAUUUCCUCUCUCACCAUUCUGUUUGCUCCAUAUCCUCUCUGUCUGCUCUCAAUCCAAUUUCCUGUCUAACCGAUACGCUUCCUGUCUCAAAAUGUUAGUCAAUUAUGUUGAAAAAAUGUAAAUCCACUAGCAAAGUAGAAGUAAUGGUAACUUCCAAAUGGAGAAUUGAUUUGGAACCAUCAGUGAGUUGGUGGAGUUACGUCCCAAAUGGCAUCCUAUUCCCUAUAUUGUGCAUUAUUUUCUACCAGAGACCUAUCCCACUGAGCACACACUGGUUGAAUCAACGUUGUUUCCACAUCAUUUCGAUGAAAUUGAACCAACGUGGAAUAGUCGUUGAAUUGACGUCUGUGCCCAGUGUGAUGGGCCCUGGUCAAAAGUAGUACACUAAAUAGGGACUGCCACAUCCUCAAUCAACCCCUAUUUAUUUCCCCUAUGGACUUUACUCUAUUACUCGACAGUGAAAAGAGAAUCCAUUUAUAUUGAUCCCCUUUCAUCACUGGGCUAUACGACAAUCCCUCUGUAGUGUGUGGCAGUGUGACAGUUGACACAGAAAGGGUGAUGCCACAGCUGUCAGCCUCUGUUUGAAUCACAACAAGGCAUGUCCCCUUCCCACCCCUCAUGUCCCCUUCCCACCCCUCAUGUCCCCUUCCCACCCCUCAUGCCCCCUUCCCUCCCCUCAUGUCCCCUUCCCACCCCUCAUGUCCCCUUCCCACCCCUCAUGCCCCCUUCCCACCCCUCAUGUCCCCUUCCCUCCCCUCAUGCCCCCUUCCCUCACCUCAUGUCCCCUUCCCACCCCUCAUGUCCCCUUCCCUCCCCUCAUGCCCCUUCCCUCCCCUCAUGUCCCCUUCCCUCCCCUCAUGUCCCCUUCCCACCCCUCAUGUCCCCUUCCCACCCCUCAUGCCCCCUUCCCACCCCUCAUGUCCCCUCCCCUCCCCUCAUGUCCCCUUGCCACCCCUCAUGUCCCCUUCCCACCCCUCAUGUCCCCUUCCCAACCCUCAUGUCCCCUUCCCUCCCCUCAUGCCCCCCUUCCCACCCCUUCCCACCCCUCAUGUCCCCUUCCCUCCCCUCAUGUCCCCUUCCCACCCCUCAUGUCCCCUUCCCACCCCUCAUGUCCCCUUCCCUCCCCUCAUGUCCCCUUCCCUCCCCUCAUGCCCCCUUCCCUCCCCUCAUGUAGAGCAUGAGGGAAUCACAAAGUGCACGUUGACAGACUGUGUUCACAGUUUGAACUGAGAGUACACUUCAGUGAGGGGAAAUGAGGGCACACAGAAACACAAUGAGGUUGAGGCCAAAUCUCCAGUGUGCUGAAGUUUACUGGAUGUCUAGGCUUCAAAUAUGUGUCAGUGAGCAUUGGGUCACAUAAGCAUGUUUAGUCCAUCAAUAGGAUAAACAAAUGUGUUUGGUUGAGCUAAUGUAUAAUGUGCAACAGUGAUUUUAUAUAAUACACAAUGUACACAAGUAUAGUGUUCCCUGAAUGUGUGUAUAUGUUUAAGUGGAGGGUUAUUUAUUCACUUGUUUGAGAAACUGUAAAGAGAGAGAGAGUGAGAGAGAGAGAGAGAGAGAGAGAGAGAGAGAGAGAGGAGAGAGGAGAGAGAGAGAGAGAGGAGAGAGGAGAGAGAGAGGAGAAAGAGAUGGAGAGGAGAGAAAGAGGGAGAGAGAGGAGAGGAGGAGAGAGAGAAAAAGAGAGAAAAAGAGAGAGAAAAUGAGCGCGAGAGAGAGCGAGAGAGCAACAGCAACAGCGACUGAGAUAGAGUGAGAGAAAGUGACAGAAAGAGAGAGAUAAAAAAAAGAGGGCAAGCAGAAUCAGAAGGGUGUUGAAGGUUGUAACAGAGUGAGCCACAACAACCCCAACCCCUAGAUUAGGGUGUUUAGGUUGAAGUACUCAAUCUUAUCUUGACAUUACAUGACUCACAGAUGCCCAGGCAUACAGGUUGUCUCGUCUGGCGCCCUGCCUUGUUGAGAGCAGUACAUCCCUGUUUAAAUAUGUAAGCCAAACCACAAGGCCUUUUCAUAGGGGUGUAUGGAGACACUUGAAAACUCUCUGUAUCUCUCUUCACUCUCUUUCUCUCUCUGUCGCUCUGUCUGUCUCACUCUUUCUCUCUGGAAACCUGACCCUACCAACCCUGUGUCCUGUGCCAUAUGGCCAAUGAAUGUUCUGUCCCCUUAUGUUUCCUGCUCUGUUCCCUCUGGGCCUCCCAUGUCUGCAGGUGUGUCUCUACUGCUACCUCCCUCUCUACUACAUUCCAAGACAUGAUCCCAGAUUGUCAGAGGCUGGGUCUUGUUUUCUUUUUGAACCGCUGAAUGACUGAACAACGACGACUAAACAGUAACACUCCUGUGCACAACACUGCCUGGUGGCUGAGUUCUUCCAUAAAGUAAGAACUGCCAACAAAAGCAGGCCCACAAAUGCUGUGUGAGCAUGUGUUCAUUGUUGCACUUAGCCCACACUAUUUGACCACUCUUUCCUGGAUCAGGAGAAGAAGGUAGCAGGUAGUUUUGAAGUUUAAUGAGCAGAGUUUGUAAGGGAUUCUUUCUCACCCAAAAUGCCCUAUUGUGGUGAGGAUACCUUUGUAAUUAUCGUGAUGUGUAAAAUUACACCUAGUUAAUUAUAGCAUCAAUAUAAUGAGAAAAAACAUGUGCCUUUAACUAUGAAUCUAAUGCUACUAACCUUAGAAGCAUUUAACAAAGUACAUUUUGUAAUGCUACUGGCACAUGUAUUAGACACAGUGCAUGUUCUAGAUCAACAAAAUUGCAGUCAGACUGAAUAAUCACUGGUCCACAAAUCAUCUUGCAUCCCAAAUAACUGGUCAUUAUAUGAUGAAGAUUAGCAAUUCUGUGCCUCACCUUGCUCAAACUGAUCUCCACAAACACAAUGACAGACAAGUGAAGAGGAUAUUACAUUUACAUUUUAGUCAUUUAGCAGACGCUCUUAUCCAGAGCGACUUACAGUUAGUGAGUGCAUACAUUUUCAUACUGCCCCCCCGUGGGAAACGAACCCACAACCCUGGCGUUGCAAGCGCCAUGCUCUACCAACUGAGCUCAAAGGUGACCUCUUGUGAACUGAAGUGCUUUGUCCUCUCCAACCUGUUAAUAGAUUGUUCCCCUGGUUGGCCCUGAGAGUGAACAGCAGACCAGGUAGACAUCCACAGGGGAAUUACCCAUAAGCCCUUUAUUGGUCAGCUAUUUAAAUCCAUCAUACAAACAGGAUGAGCUCAGCAGGAGACUAUUCGUCUGGGGUCAUUUUUAGAACAUAUUUCAAAAGAAUUGCUUUGAAUCAAAUUGCUAUGUGAUUAUAGCUGUAAGUUGAUGAUGCAUUUCCAACUCUGACCACUGAACAUCCUGUCCAGUCUGUAAGUCGUCCUGGUCAGUUGAAGUUACACCUCAAACAUAGCCAACUGGGGUGUCUGUUUUAGCCCCGACAAGUUCCAACUAGGCUACCCUAAGUAUGAAACAGACCUUGAAAAUGACCAAAGCUUUCAUGUCUUCGUCUCACAUGGAAAAAUAUUGAAAUUAUAUUGCUCACACUUAAGCCACAUUUUUGAAUUUGGCUCUAAUGUCUCUCCUUUUACAAGCAUAGUAAAACAAACAGUAAAGCCAGUCACCUGAUGACUCACACACACAGGCAGCAGUCCCAUCUGGAAACCUACCUGUGUGAACACACAAAGCACAUAGGGAAACAGAUGUGAGGAGGACGGGGUAUGUUAUUGACCUGUUCACCUGGGUUUCCCCUGUGGAUGUCUACCUGGCCUGCUGUUCACUCUCAGGGCCAACCAGGGGAACAAUCUAUUAACAGGUUGGAGAGGACAAAACACUUCAGUUCACAAGAGGUCACCUUUGAAUAAAUCUGCUUUUUCUUUUGUUAAACAUUUCCAUCUCCAAUGGAAAAACAGACAGAAGUGUCAGAGUGCACAGGCUAAUUAUUGGAUUCACUCUUGGAUUCACAGGUUUUCCUAUUUGACAGUUUAUAGUUAUAAAAUAUUGUUGAUGUCAUAGUUAUUUCAGCUACGGGGUAAAUGACCUGCCAGAUGGGCAGAACCAGCUCCUUAAUUAUUUUCAAAGAAAAACAGCAGAUAUCCAAAGUAGAGUGAGCUCAUACUCCCAAUCAAAGUGUUCUGCCGAGAGAUACAGUGAGGGAAAAAAGUAUUUGAUCCCCUGCUGAUUUUGUACGUUUGCCCACUGACAAAGAAAUUAUCAGUCUAUAAUUUUAAUGGUAGGUUUAUUUGAACAGUGAGAGACAGAAUAACAACAACAAAAAUCCAGAAAAACGCAUGUUAAAAAUGUUAUAAAUUGAUUUGCAUUUAAUGAGGGAAAUAAGUAUUUGACCCCCUCUCAAUCAGAAAGAUUUCUGGCUCCCAGGUGUCUUUUAUACAGGUAACGAGCUGAGAGACACCUGUCCACAGAAGCAAUAAAUCAGAUUCCAAACUCUCCACCAUGGCCAAGACCAAAGAGCUCUCCAAGGAUGUCAGGGACAAGAUUGUAGACCUGCACAAGGCUGGAAUGGGCUACAAGACCUUGGUGAGAAGGUGACAACAGUUGGUGCGAUUAUUCGCAAAUGGAAAAACACAAAAGAACUGUCAAUCUCCCUCGGCCUGGGGCUGCAUGCAAGAUCUCACCUCGUGGAGUUGCAAUGAUCAUGAGAACGGUAAGGAAUCAGCCCAGAACUACACGGGAGGAUCUUGUCAAUGAUCUCAAGGCAGCUGGGACCAUAGUCACCAAGACAACAAUUGGUAACACACUACGCCGUGAAAGACUGAAAUCCUGCAGCGCCCGCAAGGUCCCCCUGCUCAAGAAAACACAUAUACAUGCCCGUCUGAAGUUUGCCAAUGAACAUCUGAAUGAUUCAGAGGAGAACUGGGUGAAAGUGUUGUGGUCAGAUGAGACCAAAAUUGAGCUCUUUGGCAUCAACUCAACUCGCCGUGUUUGGAGGAGGAUGAAUGAAGGGGUUGCCAAACGUCAGCCUCGAAACCUUAAUGACUUGGAGAAGAUCUGCAAAGAGGAGUGGGACAAAAUCCCUCCUGAGAUGUGUGCAAACCUGGGGGCCAACUACAAGAAAUGUCUGACCUCUGUGACUGCCAACAAGGGUUUUGCCACCAAGUACUAAGUAAUGUUUUGCAGAGGGGUCAAAUACUUAUUUCCCUCAUUAAAAUGCAAAUCAAUUUAUAACAUUUUUGACAUGCGUUUUCCUGGAUUUUUUUGUUGUUAUUCUGUCUCUCACUGUUCAAAUAAACCUACCAUUAAAAUUAUAGACUGAUAAUUUCUUUGUCAGUGGGCAAACGUACAAAAUCAGCAGGGGAUCAAAUACUUUUUUCCCUCACUGUAUCUUCCCUUUUCGUUUGAGUUCUGGCCUCUGUCUCACUCAGAGGAACUCUGUCACGCAUCCAUAAUCCAGAAGUGAUAAUGUGUUGAUGAUGCAGUCAGUGUGUGUGUGUGUGUGUGUGACUUUGUGUGUGUGUUAAAUAAUAGGACAUGCUCACAGUGCAGUCAUAUGAGAAAACAUAGAGUUGACAGCUAGCUGGGUAUCUAUUGCUUUUCCUGUCCUCCUUUUAAACCCAGAAAGCUGAUCUGAAAUCUGUGGCCUGGCUGUGUGAGGAUUGAGGAAAUCUCCAAGGUUUUUCGCAGGGAGAGGAAAAGAAGAUGGAAAGCGGUCCAAUUAUUCACACACCCUCUUCUGUUCCUUCUAACCCAUUCACGUUGCCUUGGGAUUCUCACAGGAACAGGAGUGGCCGAGUUUCCAGCUCUCAGUUCGUAAUCUGCCAACUCAAUCUCAGCCUCUGUAAUCUCCUGGGUCUUUAGGGGUGGAUUUGGGACACUCCCUACACCCCUCCCCUUUUCGCUAUCUCCCCCACUAUCUCCAUCAGAGGGGUAAUCUCGCCAUUCCACCAUCAUCUCAUACCCCCCAAUCUCCCCUAAAACUCCCACAACACACACAAGCCUUUAGAAUCCCCCCAGCCUCUCCACCCCUCCGACCACCCCAUCCCCCAUCAGCUACCUCUCUCUUUCUUCCUCCACUCUUUCACUGCAGGACAGUUUAUCCCACCUCCCAAACUUGGGACUGUCGCCUCAGUCCUCUGUAAAUACAGUAGAUUGAUUUGUCUAUGGUGAUUAUUAUUAUCUGUAACAAGGGUUUAGGGGUUGAGGGACUGACUAUUAAAUGUCUAGGGAGUCAAUACGUUCUCUGUCAAUUAUGUGCACAUUCAUCUGUGCCGUCUUGAAGCCUGCUGCCUGCUUAACAUUGUUAUAUUGAUUUUCCCUCAGCCAUUAUGUUUUGCAUAAAGAGUUAGAGCAGAGAACUGCUAUCCAAUAAGUAAAAUAAUGUAAGGAUUAUCGCAAACGUUAUACAAAUCACAGUGAAACCAUCUUUGAACUGCAACUGACAUCUUUCUCUGACAGUUAAUACUGAUGAAUAAGGACACGUUGUAUACUUUUCUUUCAUUUCAUUCAAUUCAAUCAUUCAGUUCAAUCCAAAACAGUGUCAUGGUUGUUGUUGGACAGUCAAAGUGACCCUCAUAAUGUGGUGUUAUGAGUUUUGUCUUUGCUUUGUAUAUUUGGAACAUGGUGGCUCUAGAAUGCAGGAUGAGUUCAGCAACCCCUCACAAAAAGUGUCACGUUUCUGUUUCUACAGCUGUUUGGGAUGUUGUUCUUUGCUCUGCUCCUGUGUUGCAGCUAGAGCCCCCCCCCCCCCCCCCCCCCGCUCCCUUUCAAACCCAGCCCUCUCCCCUUCCUAAACCCCACAGGGGGAAGGGACCACUACUGAAAUAGGCUCAGUCCUAGCAUAAGAUAUGGCAAUAUCAAACAAAUAGCUAAGUCAUAAUCCUCAACAUAACAAACCAAGGAGGAAAUGUCAUAUUGGUCUGCCGAAUGAUAAAACCAGAAGACAAUAUCCAUACUUCAAUACUUCACAUCUUGUCUGAGAUCAGUGCCUUAGAACAGUCAAUGGAUGGCGGGGGCAGAUAGGCCUAUAUGUCCAUUCUUGACCCAUGAGCUCGUCUUCCACCCCUUCCACACCUCACACUCCCCCUUACUCCUGCAGUAGCCAUGCAUGCCCCCAUCCGUCCCGCCUGUCAUCAAGGUGUCAUUAAAAGCCCUAGUCUGCAUGUCUGCUAGUCGUUCCUCCGUGGGCCCUGACAGAAAUCCCUCCUCAUGCCGCCUAGCUCCUCCGUCUCUAUUUCGGACUGACCUGAGAAUCUGGUGUGUCGCUGGGUACUGGGGGGGUUGAUGGGGAGUUGAUAGAGGUUGUCAGGAGGCAGCGCUAUUGUGGGAUAGAGAGGAUUGGGGGGUAGGGAAGUGGGGAUUGGGCUUUAAUCUUGACCCGUAUGGAUUUAACUGGCCAAAAAAAACAGAACAUUUAAGAUGUGCCUCCCCCACAAACGGGAUAAUACACAAUACAAAGGGAUAACUCAGAUAUGACAAUCCUCUUUGGAUGUCGCAAGAGCUAUUGAAUCCUAUUUGUGGACCCCAUUGGCCAUAUUAUUUUACACAUAUUUAACACCUUUUUUGUGUAGGCACAAAACUACCUUCAUCCUUCCAUUCAAUUUUUAAAACCGGUACCGGUUUCCUUCAGACGACUCUAAACUGACAGAUUUUGAUGAGGAUUUUUGUAUUAUGUUACUUAGAUUAACGCACCAGUGUAUCAAUCGACUCUAAGGGGAACACCUGCUCUUUCCAUGACAUAGACUGACCAGGUGAAUCCAGGUGAAAGCAAUGAUCCCUUAUUGAUGUCACUUGUUAAAUCCACUUCAAUUAGUGUAGAUUAAGGGUCCUCCAGGUUAAAUAAGGAUUUUUAAGCCUUGAGACAAUUGAGACAUGGAUUGUGUAUGUGUGCCAUUCAGAGGGUGAAUGGGCAACAUGAAAGAUUGAAGUGCCUUUGAACGGGGUAUGGUAGUAGGUUCCAGGCGCACCGGUUUGUGUCAAGAACUGCAAUGCUUCUGGACUUUUCACGCUCAACAGUUUCCCGUGUGUAUCAAGAAUGGUCCACCACCCAAAGGACAUCCAGCCAACUUGACCCAACUGUUAGAAGCAUUGGAGUCAACAUGGGGCAGCAUCCCUGUGGAAUGAUUUCGACACCUUGUAGGGUUCAUGCCCUGACGAAUUGAAGCUGUUCUGAAGGCAAAUGGGGGGUGCAACUCAAUAUUAGGAAGGUGUUGCUAAUGUUUGGUAUUCUCAGUGAACUGUAUAUUGGUUUUAACCAGACUGUAAGCCCAGUUUGACAGGGCCAAACAUUGGAUAGAGCGACUGCUCCCAGAGUUUAAAGGCCUGGAUUAGUGCUGCGCAAAUCCCUUCAGUCAACAUCCUUAGGUGACAUCAUGCAGGUGAUUUGCUUUGAGGAAGGCCUAAUUGAGUCACUCAAUAACUUUACACCUGUCUGAGUGACAGGUGAAUUAACCAAUUAGACACCUGGGUUAAGCUCUGGCCCCUCAGGGCGGUUUCUGUCCCUCCAUGUCAUUUGAGGACCCCACAGGACCACACAGAGCCCAGCCCGUCCGUACUGUGCCUGAGGGUCAUUUGCAGAAAGGCCUGUAUUAAGACAUAGACAAAGCCAUCUGCUGUCUGUAAUUUGAAGAAUUAAAUGUCCUCUAUUCAUUUUCGAGGACAUAGUUAUCUUUGUGCCACUUUGCACAGUUGUUGUUUGCUCAUUUGGGUUUGCAUUGACGCAUAAAUAUCACAGGCAAUACAUUACUUUUGAUUGAAUAUAAUAAUAAUAUGCCAUUUAGCAGAUGCUUUUAUCCAAAGCGACUUACAGUCAAGUGCGCAUGCAUUUUUACGUAUGGGUGGUCCCGGGGAUCGAACCCACUACCCUGGCGUUACAAGCGCCAUGCUCUACCAAUUGAGCUACAGAGGACCACAUAAAUAAACAUUCACUCUCCAAUUCAAAUUAGCGAUUCUCCUGCAAGAGGAAUGUUUGUUGUGAUUUCCACGUUGAUUAAGGAUAUUUCUCAGCCAAGCAAACAAAAUUGCUCAGAGGGUUACAUAUAAAUAGACUUCCCUGUAAAACAUUAUGCAUCUCUUCUUCUCAUCCUCUCUCUGAGCUGGUUUCCUUUCAUUAACUGGAGAUUCAGUAUAUAUACAGUUAGCCUACAGUACAUGUACUCCUGAUGAUCAUUGCAUAAGUACUGUGCUUAAAUGUAGAAAUACAAAUAAUCUUAUGAAAAACGUGAAACAUAUAGAGCCACCCUCUAUAUGACACCAGGAAAUUAAAAAGUAUAUAUUUUUAAACGUAUAAUCACAGAUAUACAGUAAUUAGAGAGAAGAUUUGACUCUGCUCUAUAUCAGGGUCCUACUCCUCCCUGUCAGCAGAUGUUCAGAUUCUGUGCAUCCCUAUAUAUCACUCAUUUACACAUAACUCUUGGUCAUCAAUGACUUAUGAUGGACAGUCAGAGUUUUGACUGAGAACUGAUGAAUUCCUGAUAUGGAUGCCAUAUAGUAACUCUAGCUAGUUUCGACAGUGGACAAUGUGGUGGGCAGAUAUCCUCUAAUAUUAUGGCGGCCAUUUUUGGCUGCUAUCUCAGGGGAGGUCCUGAGCAGCAUGGCGCCGUGGUGAAGGGCCAUUCCUCUCCAUGCCAACCAGGCAGGGGUUAAAUAAGGAACGGCGAAACCCCAGAGCAGUGGGCGACUGUGGGCGAGGUCAUACACACACACUCUGGUCUGCUUUGAUGUUGGUCAGUCGGGGCUGGAGCACAGCAGGCAAUCCCACAGGAGCCUAAGGAGAAACCCCAUAGGGAGGAGUGACACUACACUCUGCUCUCCGUCUAUACUCUCACACAGAGCCACUUACACUACCUGUCUCUAAGUUUAGCUUAGAAAUCUUAUUAAAGGGAUACUUCGGGAUUUUGGCAAUGAGGGCCUUUAUCUACUUCCCAUGAGUCGGCUGAACUCAUGGAUACCAUUUUUAUGUCUAUGUGUCCAGUAAUGAAGGAAGUUAGAGGUAGUUUCCUGAGCCAUGCUAGCAGAUACACAUAGACUUCCUGUCAUUGCGCUAACGCUAGUUAGCAUUGGCUUGCUAGUAUCCCUUUAACACAUAGCCUAGAUUUCGAGGCUUAAUAACGUUUGUUUGCUCCAGAAACGGAGUAAUUCACUUAAAUUGGACAGUGAACAACAUACCUACUUCCCUGUAAAAAGCCUGGGAGUUGUGUGUUUUCAGUCCCACUCUCUACCCCAUAUCCUGGGACCUAACUUGGUUUAGCUUCCUGCUCCGUGGGAAUAUGUGUAAACUCGUCCCAUGCAGAUAUACAGCCGGCAAUUAGAGGGAGAGAGACAGAAGACGGUAAAUUACUACCAAAUCCUCCCUGCCGGCCAGUCCCCUGAGUCUGGCUGCUUUCUAAUCAGGAGGUUUCAGAGUGGUAGGCCUCCUUUCUCUCUCACACUGCCCCAAGGUCACAGUCUUAAAGGGAUACUUUGGGAUUUUGGCAAUGAGUCCCUUUAUCUACUUCCCCAGAGUCAGAUUAACUUGUGGAUACCAUUUUUAUGUCUCUGCCUGCAGUUUGAAGGAAGUUGCUAACUAGCGCUAGUGCAAUUGCUAACUAGCGUUAGCGGAAUGACUGGAAUUCUAUGGUAUCUGCUAGCAUGCAUUGGCUCGUGAAACUACUUCUAACUUCCUUCAUACUGGAGUCAUAAAAAUGGUAUCCACGAGUUCAUUUGCCAAAAUCCCAAAGUAUCCCUUAAAGCUGUGACGGAUUCUCCUCUUAUGAGCAGAAAUAUGGUUGUUUUCCCCCUUUUUUUUAUAAGGAGACAUAUUUCAGUUUCUCAAUCAGACCUGUUAUAUCUUUGUACAUUGCACAAACAAAUUUAACGGCUUGGGUAACACAUCAAAGCUCAAACCAAGGAAAGGAGCAAGUCACUCACUAGUUAAAGCUGGCCCAUAUUGUGAACAUGUGGGGAUAUGAGACAGUUUUACCUGGCUCUGAGAAAACAUCAAGAACUGAAAGUGAAAUAGAGUAAACGAAAACAGCGGGGAUGCAAUAAGUACGAUUACAUUGUGCGGGUUUUAGUAUGAACUUUAAACUCCCUGGGAGUCGAAUGUCAAAGCAUGAAAGGUCUAGUUGAAGGUUUUUACUAACACGUCUACUGAACAUGGAGCAGCUGUCUGCCUGAUGUUUGCUCCACGUUAGUUCCCACAUGACUAGGAAUAGAUCGGAACAUAUGAUUAGCCAACUCUCCUCACCACAGAUCCUCUUUUACCAAACUAUUCGAUUUAAGAACGCUGCUGUACAUUUUAGCAAUAUACUGUAUAGUAAACCCAAGUUGCAAUGAAUAUAAUUGUUUUUUAUGUCUCAUAAAGAAAAUUAAUAUUAUUACUGACAAUUUAUGAGUGAUAUAAGCCUAAACAUAGCAAGAAUUGGCACAUUUACAUAUAUAUAUUUUUUUUUCUUCAGAAAAUGCAAUUGUUCAUGUUUCAUAAGAGGUGUCAUAUAGGGUUCACGUCUUAACAGAUCCAUUUUGAGUUCACUGUACAUUCACAGAGCCGAUAAACCCAACACACCCAGGCUACCCCCAGGUUAGUUCCAUGUUUGGUUCCAGCAUUGUGUUUCCCCUGACCCUCUCCCUGCCCUGUCAUCAAAGCAGCCUGAACCACUCAACUCCUGACCACAGAGUCUCUCUGUCCUCUCUGCACCACCCAGCCAAAACACAAGGAUUAACUGGCACAGUGCUGUUCAUUACUUUCUCACCUCUCUCCUCUGGCAAUCUAUCCUCCGGUAUCUGGUAAUUCAAUUAGCGUAUUGUGGUAGCUAGCUAGUGUAUUAUGAUGUGGCUAAGGGUAUGACACAGUACUAAGGCAUUAGCUGGUCACCACCAAUGCUUUAAUCUACCAUGAUCCUUGGUCUUCUCAGUCACAGUAAAAACAUCACUGAAACAACAUGUAAUUAGAUUAAAUUAGUCAAUAUCAGUCCGCUUUUAUAUGACAUGUGUUGGAUGACUAAGUAAACUGUUUGUGUUGUAAUUUGCCACUUAGACUCUUGAGGCUUUGCUGCUGUCGCUAAUGACAUUAUCACAUUUUCACAGCUGACGCAAAGUCGAGAGUGUGAGAGGGUGUUACUGUGUCUGAGUGAGAUGUUUUGACUAAGGAAGUCUAUAGCCUACUAACAUUCCAAAACACCCAAGCCACCAGCAUCUCAAUAAACGUUGGUUUCGGUUUCGGUUCAACAAGAACUAGUCAACCCUUGCCCCACAAUGGGCUCCAUUGACCUCGCCACCACAUACAGAAAAUAAAACACAUAAAACUCUUGUCUGCUCUUCCUGUAAGUUUCCACCCGAGCCAACCCAACCCCCCUCCAUCCCCCUUCGUUGUUGUCUUUGCUGACGUCAAACCUUCUUGUGAAGAGGAGCUAGCUGUGUGUGCUGGUGUCUCCUGGUCAGGUUUCCCACAGGGGCGCACUAUACCUCCUCUCCCUGACCCCAGGGAGCGAAGGUCGCAUGAGAGAGGGGAGUGAAAAGGGCUGUCUUCUGAUUUAUGGCCCAGUGGAGCCAUUGGAUCCCCCUGCAUCCCAUGGUUUUUGUUAGGAGAGGGGGCACACUGAAGCUGAACCACCCCCCACCCCCACCCCAUCUACAGGUUUAGGGUCUAAGGUUUCAAACCUUCACAGAGACAGGGUUGGGUAUGGGGAAUGGGUGGGUGGGUGGGUGGAUGGGUGAAAGAGGUAGGUGCGUUCCUUACUUUCUCUGUAGGUAUACAGUGUAAGUAGUUUUGGGUGUUGGAAUCAAACAGAGUAGCAGCAGCGUAAAAAGGAUGGGGUGAAGGGGGCAGUGCAAAUAGUCCGGGUAGCCAUGAUUAGCUGUUCAGGAGUCUUAUGGCUUGGGGGUAGAAGCUGUUGAGAAGUCUUUUGGACCUAGACUUGGCACUCCGGUACCGCUUGCCGUGCGGUAGCAGAGAGAACAGUCUAUGACUAGGGUGGCUGGAGUCUUUGACAAUUUUGAGGGCCUUCCUCUGACACCGCCUGGUAUAGAGGUCCUGGAUGGCAGGAAGCUUGGCCCCAGUGAUGUACUGGGCCAUACGCACUACCCUCUGUAGUGCCUUGCGGUCGGAGGCCAAGCAGUUGCCAUACCAGGCGGUGAUGCAACCAGUCAGGAUGCUCUCGAUGGUGCAGCUGUAGAAUGUUUUUGAGGAUCUGAGGACCCAUGCCAAAUCUUUUCAGUCUCCUGAGGGGGAAUAGGCUUUGUCGUGCCCUCUUCACGACUGUCUUGGUGUGUUUGGACCAUGAUAGUUCGUUGGUGAUGUGGACACCAAGGAACUUGAAGCUCUCAACCUGUUCCACUACAUCCCCGUCGAUGAGAAUGGGGGCGUGCUCAGUCCUCUUUUUUUUCCUGUAGUCCACAAUCAUCUCCUUUGUCUUGGUCACGUUGAGGGAGAGGUUGUUGUCCUGGCACCACACGGCCAGGUCUCUGACCUCCUCCCUAUAGGCUGUCUCAUCGUUGUCGGUGAUCAGGCCUACCACUGUUGUGUCGUCGGCAAACUUAAUGAUGGUGUUGGAGUCGUGCCUGGCCAUGCAGUCAUGGGUGAACAGAGAUCGUCAUAAUGAGCGGACCAAGGCGCAGCGUGAUAUGCGUACAUCUCUUUAAUAGUGUACUAGCAACACGAUACAAAAUACAAAACAACAAAAUGAAACGUGAAGUCCUCGGUCAUGAACACAAACCAACACGGAACAAGAUCCCACAAAUGACAAGUGCACAAAAGGCUGCCUAAGUAUGGUUCCCAAUCAGAGACAACAAGCAACAGCUGAUUCUCGUUGCCUCUGAUUGAGAAACACACCGGCCAACCUAGAAAACACAUGAACUAGAAACUGAACAUAGAACACAAAACAUAGACCCUACACACCCUGGCUCAACAUAUAAGAGUCCCCAGAGCCAGGGCGUGACACUGAUCAGGUUUUGGGAACUACAUUACAUAACUCCAAUACAUAACCCUUGAAAUAUACUGUAGCCUACAUCACAGCAUGAGUCAUAAAUGAUAUAAAUCCAGGGCCGUGCACAGACCUUUCAGGGGGCAGGUGCUCAAAAUUAAAAAAGCUGACUCACCCAAUGAUGCACAGCUCAUUUGCUGGCUUGGCCGAUGCGCUUGUGCCAAAAGCCUCCCACUGGGCACAGACGUCAAUUCAACGUCUAUUCCACGUUGGUUUAACGUCAUUUCAUGGAAACAACGUUGAUUCAACCAGUGUGUGCCCAGUAGGCUAUCACUCUCUUGUAAACAAUGUUCGCUCAAUAGGCCUAUUUGGAAGUUUAUAAAAUAUAUAUUUCUUUUUUACAGCAGACAGAUUACAGUCCUUCCUUUUCAGCAGGAUCCAUUUACUUUCCAACCUGUGUUUUUCCACAAUUUUUUUUUAAAUAUUGCGAAAGGCCUGUUUUGUUGUGCGUUCCCGACUGUAGGCUAUGCCUUAUUAUUGGGCUACAAACAAUCCACAGCUUGGCAAUUUAAAAAAAGAAAAUAUUGAUCCUCCGUGGCUAAAUUAUAGGCAUCACAAGCCAUGCAUGUUUGGACACCGGGCACGCAAAAUCUCCAUACAGGGCAGACUGGGAAAAAGGCACAACCGGGCGCACGUGAGCUCCGUACAUUGCAGACAAACGGACAGGGUAGGGGUGGGGGGUGGUGAACUUGACGACGUCACAACGACUUGGGGGCGGUGGGUUCAGAACAACAAUGACAAAAACUGUAUACACAUUUUUUCUUUACUAUACCACCACCCAAAAGGGCACUUAAUGAGUGGGAGGGCAAAGGGGCAGGUGCUGGGGUACAGGUAGACCCCUGUCUGUUCACAUGCCAGCAUAAAUCAUUGCAUGAAGUCAUCAUCUGUUUGAGUCGUUUCUCCCCCCUGUUAUGGAGUUGUAGUUUUCAGUCAGUCGGAGGUUUGUCUCAGGUUUGUGUCACUGGGUACUUGGGCCUGAGCCCCCCCCCACACACAUACACACAACCAUUUGAGGCCUCCGACUAACUUCCCCCAUUAGUUUGUUGUUGUCAUUGACUAAGACAUCCCUUAUGAAAACGUGCCUCAGGAAUGCCUCCCAUCUCUGUGGCAUGUGCUAGCUCUGUCAUGUGGAUCCUGUGCCGCGGUGGUUGUGUGUUUGCAUGCUCUGGUGUAAGUGUGUGUGGUGCACGUGCGUGUAUUCAUCCCUCUCUCUCUAUAUCUCUCUAUGAGUCAUGAAUCGGGCUUCUCUCAAGCGUGGACGGUUGCAGCAUGCUGGAGCUGCUGGCCCAGAAGAACUAG
Molecule: messenger RNA, 22336 nt
Organism: Coregonus sp. 'balchen'
Lineage: Eukaryota; Metazoa; Chordata; Actinopteri; Salmoniformes; Salmonidae
Source: the annotation of a GenBank genome assembly